Psylliodes chrysocephalus is the source of this 517-nucleotide messenger RNA. The record is from the annotation of a GenBank genome assembly. NCBI's taxonomy places the organism in Eukaryota, Metazoa, Arthropoda, Insecta, Coleoptera, Chrysomelidae.
CAAAAAAUAAAAUGAUAAGUAAACCUAAAUAAUUUUUAGUAUAAAAACAAUUAACGACAUACGACAAUUGUCAAAUAACUUUCAAAUCAACAUGAACUCCUUAACCGUUUUAUUAUUAUGUGCUGGUGUUAUUGCAGCGGUAAACGGAGCUGUAUUAAAUCAAGAUCUUGCACAGUAUAAGCAGUUCAGCCAAGAAUGCGUAUCUUCUACCAAUACUGAUCCAAAGGAAAUUGCCAAAGUAUAUCAAGACGGACCAAUAAAAAAUGAAGUAUUAGGUGCUUAUUUGCUUUGCAUGAACAAUAAAUAUAACAUUCAUAACGCAAACGGAGAUGUUGAUCAAGAAAAUUUAAGAAAAAUCUUACAUGUAUUCAGCCCAUCUGAGGACAAAACUGAUAUUGUUGUCGCAAACUGUUCAGUUAAGAAAGAAGGAGCUACACCCCAAGAAGUAGCAGUGGAACUUGCAAAAUGUACUCGAAAAUACGUCCCAAUCAAAGCUCCAAAGGCAAACGCUGUUUAA